Molecule: messenger RNA, 894 nt
Organism: Aspergillus chevalieri
Lineage: Eukaryota; Fungi; Ascomycota; Eurotiomycetes; Eurotiales; Aspergillaceae
Product: SDR family NAD(P)-dependent oxidoreductase
Exons: 4
Coding region: 1-894 (297 amino acids)
Molecular function (GO): oxidoreductase activity
Source: RefSeq, a predicted model, not a curated record
AUGUCCCAACGUCUCUCUCAAUUGACCCACCAACUAAACUAUCCCACUGGCCUUUUGGCCAACAAAACCGCUAUCGUCACCGGCGGCGGCCAAGGCAUCGGCGCCGAGAUCGCGCGCCAGUUCGCGAACGAGGGUGCUAGAGUUGUUAUUGCUGAUAUUGAUGGCGGAAAAGCAAAUGCAGUCGCAGAGGCCAUCACCGCGAACGGCGGAAAGGCCGUUGCGGUUGUCGGGGAUAUACUCGACGAUGGGUAUAUCCAGGGGUUGGUGAAGAAGGCGGCCGAGUUUGGGGAUGGGAAGCUUCAUGUUAUUGUGAAUAAUGCGGGGUUUACGUGGGAUGGGGUUAUUCAUAAGAUGACCGACAAACAAUGGGAAACGAUGCUGGCAAUCCACAACACAGCCCCAUUUAAGCUCGUCCGCGCCGCGGCCCCAUACUUCCGGGUCAAAGACGACGAGGACCGUGUCAUCGUGAACAUCAGCAGCACCAGCGGGAUCCACGGGAAUGCAGGCCAAGCAAACUACGCCGUCGCCAAAGCCGGCACCGUAGGCCUUACCAAAACCAUCGCCAAAGAAUGGGGCCCCGCUUUCAACGUGCGCUCCAACACCGUCGCCUUUGGCUUCGUCAAGACCCGUCUCACAGCUGCUAAGGAAGACGGCGCGUACGUGACCACGUCUGACGGAACGAAGGUCGCGCUGGGGAUUCCAGGGAAACAGUUGCAGAACCGCCAAGGUGGAGGCGGAGCGAAUGGAGGGAAAGCAGAGGAAUAUCCGGACAUUCCGCUGCGACGGCCUGCUAGUCCCGAGGAGGCGGCAAGGGCUGUGUUGGCGGUUGCUAGUCCGUUGUUUUCGUAUGUGACUGGUGAGACGAUUCGGGUUACGGGGGGGAGGAAUAUGUAA